This is a messenger RNA of Scheffersomyces coipomensis, 1158 nucleotides long. It is a transcript of the gene CTR1, whose product is annotated as high-affinity Cu transporter. The coding region runs from base 388 to 1083 and encodes 231 amino acids. The record is from RefSeq and is a predicted model, not a curated record. The transcript has a single exon. Gene Ontology annotation, molecular function: copper ion transmembrane transporter activity. Gene Ontology annotation, cellular component: plasma membrane. Gene Ontology annotation, biological process: copper ion transmembrane transport. NCBI's taxonomy places the organism in Eukaryota, Fungi, Ascomycota, Pichiomycetes, Serinales, Debaryomycetaceae.
AUUGAAUAUAUUUAUAACUAAUAAUGAUAACAUUUACCCUGUAGGUGAUAUAUCUCAUAUUUUUGCUGCUUUUAGCAGUCGCUAAUUAAAAAAAGAAAAAGUGAGUGGUUUUCAGUUGCCUAAUUGGGAAGUGGUAUUUUGCGCAUAUUCUCUUUUUUAAGCUCUAGAUAUUUGCUCAUACCAAUCCUUAAGAUCUGAUAAAUUUUUGAUAUUUAAAAGGAAUAUAAAGUGAUAUGUGUUUCCUUUAAAUUAUUUAUAAAGUUUCGUAUUAUCUAUCUGAUAUUAGUUCAUUCGUUUAGACUAAUUACAUUCAUUUCUUUAAGAUUUUGGUUAUUACCAGUUUCACUCACUCAUAGAAUCAUAUAAUAGUUAAUCAGUAAGCAAAAAAUGGAACGUCGUCAUGCAGGUCAUGGAGACAUGGAAAUGGCAGGAAUGGAUGCUAGUACAACUAUGGCUAUGUCAAUGGCACUGGCUACAGCAUCAAGUGUAAUGUCAAUGGCCACUGGCAUGGAUAUGGAUAUGGGAGGUAUGUCAGAAAUGCAUAUGUAUUUUACUACUCAAUUUAAAGAUUAUCCAGUGUUGUUUAAAGGCUUAACUGCAUCUAAUAAAGGUCAAGCGUUUGGUAUCUUUGUUUUGUUAUUCUUUGUUGCAUUUGUUGCUAGAGGUUUAGAGUUUGUUAGACUUUAUCUUGAACAAAAAGUGUGGAAAAAUCCAAACUAUAUCAACAAUUUUGAACAACAACCAAAAAUUCCAGGCUUCCUUGGAAAUGAAACAUCCCAAUCUCAUGAUAGUAUUCAAAAAUCAGAUUCCAUUGGAUUACAUUCUCAUCAAGUUGAAUCUGAUGUCAGUUCAUAUAGUUCCACUACUUUACCAAUCGCAUCUAGAUUUUUCAGAGAUAUAUUGAGAUUAGCUUUAUGUAUUCUUCCUGAUCUUUUAGGUUAUUCCUUAAUGUUGGCUGCUAUGUCUUAUACAUUGACAUACUUUUUUGCUGUUGUUGUUGGUUCUGGUGUCGGUAGAUUUUACUUUGAAAAAUUAUCCGGAAAGCAUAACCUUAGAUCUGGAGGAUUUUCUCUGCAUUGUUAAAUCACUGUGAAAAAGCUAAUGAAAUAAUGUAAAUUUGAUAUCCAACAAGUUAUUAAAAUGUGUAUAUUAGAGUAU